Schizosaccharomyces japonicus yFS275 is the source of this 1841-nucleotide messenger RNA. RefSeq names its product CK1/CK1/CK1-G protein kinase Cki3. Gene Ontology annotation, molecular function: nucleotide binding; ATP binding; kinase activity. The record is from RefSeq and is a predicted model, not a curated record. The transcript is spliced from 4 exons. Bases 283 to 1557 code for a protein of 424 amino acids. Gene Ontology annotation, biological process: signal transduction; negative regulation of establishment of bipolar cell polarity. Gene Ontology annotation, cellular component: cell periphery; cell division site; fungal-type vacuole. NCBI's taxonomy places the organism in Eukaryota, Fungi, Ascomycota, Schizosaccharomycetes, Schizosaccharomycetales, Schizosaccharomycetaceae.
CUGCUCUGACUGGGCUGCUACUGCCUCCUUCCGUCCUACCCUUACUUAGGCUCCACUCGCCAAUCCAGUACACACAGUAUUCCACAGCAACAAUCAGCGCUGGUCUCCUAAGAAGCAUCCCGUAGACCUUGUACGGUGUUUGGAAAUCCCACAUUUGCAGAAUUAUCUGUUCUAUUGUGGAUUGAUUAAUUCCCGUACUUGCUCGGUUCUCCUGCAGCGGCUGGAGGUUAACUGUUUUUUUCAUUUCGUUUUUGAGCUGCUACAGCAGCUAACGAAUACGAAAUGUCGGCGUCUUCGUCCCAGUCCAAUGUUGUAGGGGUUCACUACAAGGUUGGAAAGAAAAUUGGCGAGGGUUCCUUUGGUAUGCUUUUCCAGGGAGUGAAUUUGGUGAACAAUCAACCGAUUGCUCUUAAAUUUGAAUCCAGGAAGAGUGAAGUACCUCAACUCCGUGAUGAAUAUCUUACAUAUAAGCUUUUGAUGGGACUACCCGGUGUCCCCAAUGUGUACUAUUAUGGACAGGAAGGGAUGUACAAUCUACUGGUGAUGGAUCUUCUUGGACCUAGUUUGGAGGAUCUUUUUGAUUACAGUGGUCGUCAUUUCAGCGUUAAGACCGUUGCCAUGAUUGCUAAGCAAAUGAUCACUCGUAUCCAGUCUGUCCAUGAGCGACAUUUUAUUUAUCGUGAUAUUAAACCAGACAAUUUCCUUAUCGGACCACCUGGAAGCAAGACGGAGAAUAUGAUUUAUGCCGUCGAUUUUGGAAUGGCAAAGCAGUAUCGUGAUCCUAAGACUCGAGUUCAUCGUCCUUACAACGAACACAAGAGUCUCUCAGGAACUGCUCGUUAUAUGUCCAUUAACACACAUCUUGGUCGUGAACAGUCUCGGCGUGAUGAUUUGGAGUCCAUGGGACACGUCUUUAUGUACUUCUUACGCGGAAGUCUUCCUUGGCAGGGUUUGAAGGCUGCUACCAACAAGCAAAAGUACGAGAAGAUCGGUGAGAAGAAGCAAUCUACACCGCUCAAGGAACUUUGCAAUGGCUUCCCCAAGGAGUUUUUCCAGUACAUGACUUAUGUGAGAAACUUGGGUUACGAAGAGACGCCCGAUUAUGACUAUUUGCGCUCUUUGUUCGACUCCGUUCUGCGACGUAUCAACGAACAGGAGGAUGGACGUUUUGAUUGGGUUCUCUUGAAUAAUGGUCGCGGUUGGCAAUACAGCGCUUCCAGACAACGAAAUUUACAGCAUCGUCAAAGCCAUGCAACCCGUCAACGUCAAAGCACCCCCCAAUACUCUCGACUUGCCUUACCGUCGCAUCAGAACCAGCAUCAAGAAGACCCAAAGCUUCCUCGCACGAAGGAUGGUCUUCCCUCCCCUGCUCCUCAAGCACAUAGAGACAUAACUGCUCACGCAGCGGACUACAAUUCCCCUCGUCAUGCUGAACAGCAGCAGCAACAACAGCAACAGCAGCAACAACAACGGUACUCCGGCAAGCAACAGGAAGAACCUGCUCCACGGAAGAAAAAGCUUGGUUGGAAAAUACUGUUCUGCUGCAUGGCUGACUAAUCGCAUGCAUCCAGCGUGCAUAUCCAAAUCAUCCGUUCAUUUCUGUUUUUGUAAAAGGAAGAAAGGGAUCGCUUUAAUUUUUAUUAUCUCGCGUGUUGCCAACACACUAUAGCUACAAUCGUUUCUUUUCAGCAACUGUCAUCUUCGUAUCAAACUCUUUUCCCCACUGUUGUCUUUAGCACUAGUCGAAAAACGAAGCACUUGCAUAAGUAAGUUCAUUCUGAGGAUGGAUUUGUUGAGAGAUGGAACACGUGGACUGAUUAAGUUAAUCACGAGUAAGGAGG